Colletotrichum higginsianum IMI 349063 is the source of this 2652-nucleotide messenger RNA. Its product is annotated as Serine threonine-protein kinase nak1. The transcript has a single exon. The record is from RefSeq and is a predicted model, not a curated record. Bases 1 to 2652 code for a protein of 883 amino acids. Gene Ontology annotation, biological process: protein phosphorylation. Gene Ontology annotation, molecular function: ATP binding; protein kinase activity. Lineage: Eukaryota; Fungi; Ascomycota; Sordariomycetes; Glomerellales; Glomerellaceae.
AUGUCGCUUCAAGUCCGAGGUCCAGACUUCUCGGUGACGAAGCAGAAGGCCCUUGAAGAUGCGAAAAAGAUGCAGGCCGCGGUGGAUGAUGAGGUGACAAAAGCUGGGCAGGACAAGCCGCCCUAUCUUCUGAAUGAACUCAUUGGCAAAGGAAGUUUUGGGCGCGUUUACAAAGCAACCGAUAUCAAUACUAGCAUGCUGGUUGCAGUCAAGAUUAUCGACAUUGAAGAAAGCGACACCGUCAACCCCAAGCUCGCCGACACGUUCAAAGAGUUCCUAGCCGAGGUCAAUGCCCUCAAACUUCUCAGCGACAGCGGCGCCAAAAACAUCAACCAUGUCAUCGACGCGUUACCUGUUGGCCAGUCCAUGUGGAUGAUCACCGAGUACUGCGCCGGCGGAAGUGUGGCGACGCUCAUGAAGCCUACAGCUCCCGGUGGCUUGCAAGAAAAGUGGAUCAUUCCUAUCCUCAGGGAGGUUGCUGAAGCCGUGUCCUGGGUUCACCGGCAGGGGAUUAUUCACCGUGACAUCAAGUGCGCCAAUGUGCUGGUCACUGAGGCUGGCGGGGUGCAGCUUUGCGAUUUCGGAGUCGCUGGCGUAAUUGAGACGAAGUUCGACAAGCGAUCAACCUUCAUCGGAACCCCUCACUGGAUGGCACCAGAACUUUUCGACCAGUCGACAUCGUAUGGUACCGAGGUUGACAUUUGGGCGUUUGGCUCCAUGGUGUUUGAAAUUGCUUCUGGUCUUCCACCGAAUGUCAUGGCCGGCAUCGACGUUUACCAGCUCGGCAACUACAUCAAGGCGCACACGCCACGGCUUGAGGGCGACCAGUACUCCGAUAGACUGAAAAAUCUGGUUGCCUACUGUCUCGAGGAGGAUCCCGCCAAACGGCCGACUAUCGAACAGGUCCAGAAACAUCCUUAUAUCGCCAACACGGCCCAAGAAUACCCAGCCUCGUCACUAGCUCUGUUGGUCAAAGGUUUCAAGCUUUGGGAAUCGCAGGGCGGCAGCCGUAAAUCUCUGUUCGCCCCUGGUGGAGCUCAGGGCAUGUCUGGCAUGGACGAUUCUGACUUCUCGUCUACUGCGAUGGCGAAUGACGAGUGGAAUUUCAGCACGACAAUGGCAUUUGAUCAACAGGUAUUCCAGAACACAGAUGCCCAGGCAGUCUACGAUGUGUAUGGCUCAAACGUGGAUUUCGACCCUGGGCUUCUGGGUGAGAUGUCACGAGCCAAGCCAAAAGCUCGGAGGAGACCGCCGCCUCAGCAGCUCGCCGCCAUGAAGGUCCCAUUGGAAAAAGUAUUUGACCCGAACACGAUAUCCAACUACGAGGAUAAUUCCAGGGCAUAUUACGGCAGGCCGAUACCCCCGCCGACUUCGGACCUUCCUCUGCGAGACGAUUCUCUCCAGUCGACGGCAGUGAGAGAAUCCCUCAUUGAUCUCGAUGCCUCGCUGUCCGGCGGCGAUCUCGCCAACUUUGUGGACAUGGACACUAUUAGAGCUGGCGGCCCACGCGUGUCUGUUGACUACCACAUGGGAGAUGAGCCAGAUUUUAACAAACCGCCUUUGAGCGACCCGGCGGAUAUGAACCCGAAUAGGAAAACACAGGACUGGAAGUUUCCUUCCAUGGCCCCACCGGCUUCAGCGAACCCAGAAAUGUCCAGGUUUCCCUUCAACGAGGAUCGUCCGUUUCACGAAGACCGAUCUUUUAGCGAAGACCGUCCCUUCGUGUUUCCUGCCCUGGAGGAGGAUCGCUCGGCACCGAAUCCUGCAUCCCGCCCACAGAUGUUUCACCACCAGACUGAACCAGUUCCCGCCCCUUCUUAUGGCAAUGACUUGAUGGCCCCCCGACCGAAUUCUCAAAUGAAUAACCGGGAAUCCACUGGCAGCUUGAUUGACCUCGACGAGCUUAUGGUCCCAGAAACAAACUAUCAGAACAACCGCGUGUCAACCGGGAGCCUAAUCGACCUCGACAUGGGCCUGGCCGACCCGAUGCCGGAGCUCACUCGUCCCUCUACGGCCAACUCAGAUGCCGCUUCUGUGAGCGGCUCAGACAUCGGGAUGGCAAACCCCUUCGACUUGGAGCGCCACGCUUCCUUGUACGUUCCCACAACCAACCGGGAGCCGUCCAUCUAUGUUCCAGCGUCAAAUCGCGAACCAUCCAUCUACGUGACGGCAUCCAAUCGAGAGCCUUCUAUCUACGUUUCGGACGACUCUGACUUCGCUUCGAAGAUUCCUCGAGAUGAAGACCUCAGCCUUGCUGACUUCUCUAUGGCCGAGCCCGGCGCUACCGUUCGGCCGUCAAACGGCCAGAGUGGAUUAAGGUUGAACACGCAUCGGUCGUUCAACAGCGUCAACAGCGCCGACUACUCGGACCCUGAGUAUCUGACUCCACAGCAGGCCGCCCUGCCGACUCUGCCCCUCGGCGGUCCGCGCUCAACGGGUAGUCGGGAUAGUGGUAUCCUCCCCUUACCGCCGCCACCUGCGCCGCCAUCGGUGGAGGUCAUGCAAGGUUCGGCCAGCGCGGAUGCCGUGAAAGAAGAGCUGAGGCGGAUGGCGAUGAGUCUUGGCGAGCACCUCAGUCAUGCGAACCAGUACCUUUCAACGCUGCCGGUGCGUAAGGGUGGAAGACAAGAUUUAAUGGGAGAGACAAACUGA